GACGCGAUUCUCGGAGGCGUGCGAAGAAUGGUGCGACGCUGAGCGAACCGCAUUUCAAGAGUACGAGCUCCUUCGCGGAUUCUACCGGGAGCUGGAUACACCCAUCUUCUCCGGAUCAACUCCAUCUACCGUAGUCGAGUACAAUGCAGUCGAACCCGGUUCUGGUGCGCAGCGCGACUCCAGGUUCCGCCAUCAAGUCAGCGGUAUAUCCAUUGUUCCCCUCGACUUUCGCCUCAAUGCAGAAUCAGGGAACGUUCUUAGAUCAUCUCGAUGCACAUUGCGACAUAAACGCUCACCGAUCCGGCAAGUGUGGAAACUGUUUCGCACUACCAGCGGUACACGGCGACACGUCAACUUGAAGAAAUGGCCCUCAGUGCCGCAACGGCUAUGGUCUACCGAAUGAUAUCCGGUCGAUUUUGCUACCAUCUGAUGUGCUGCAUUGCUACGUCAGCUUAUGUAGCCUGGCUUGUGCGUGAUUUGAUCACACAAUCAUGUACGGCAGUUCGCGCUGUCUCAUUCUACAAGUAGAACUGUUCCUUCGAAUGCAAGUUGGCGCAAUCGCUUCGCUUCUCGACACGUCGAUGUGAUCCCAGCCGUGAUCCUGCCUAGCUUCCAAACUCCAUGCAUUCUCAUGAGCGUUGCACCCGACGCUUUCACCCAGUCGCCGCUGAAAGCGCCGCGGCCCGCUCGGUCCCAGAACCAAUCACAUCAGCCGCGUCAGUGAUCAGUACUUGUCGGCACUGUUCCGGCUCGAUCAUGUGGACUGGUUCACAACUCUCGAGUUCGGUCCUGUUAUCACCGAUUUCCCUGUUACUCACCAUUACUUACGCCACUUCUCAUGUCGCUGAGAGUUCCCCUCCCGAGGAUGCUCAAGUUCAACAGAUGGCCCCACGCUCGCCAAGCCCCGAGUCAAAGCGCCGUCUCAUCAUGACAAUGACUCUGAGCGCCUCCCGAUCUCUCCAUAUAUUGGCGCACGCUUCCUCAACUGCAACAGACUGCGGAGCUGUUAUAGAUUGCCUCCAAAUGCGAGGAUCGGGCCGGAAAUUUUCUAGUUCAUCGCCCUGCUGCCACGGAUCUGGCGGGCGGGAUCUGAGCCUUGUUGAGG
Messenger RNA from Mycena citricolor, 1105 nucleotides. The record is from the annotation of a GenBank genome assembly. NCBI's taxonomy places the organism in Eukaryota, Fungi, Basidiomycota, Agaricomycetes, Agaricales, Mycenaceae.